CAAAAGAAGAAUUUUCACCAAUUAACCUAUUUUUGUACUCGAAAAGGGAAUUUUGUACACAAUGCUAUAAAAGUGUUUUGUACACGCAAAAAUGGCCAAGAUUAUGAACUUUGACCUAUUACGAACUGAAUUUAAGGAAAUACUCACCGAAGCUUUUGCAGCAAACAAGAUCGAAUUGUUGGAAAAUAAAGUAAAGCUGUAUAAAAAUACAGAUUCGGAUAUUAAAAGUCCCCUCGAUCAAGCUUUUCGAGACCUGCUCCUUGAGUUGCUGACAAAAGAGGUUAAUGUAACAACCCUAAAGACUUACAUCGAUUUCUCCAUCGAAUCAUGUCGGAGACAUUUGGACACGUCCACGUUACCUGUCGUACUGCUUGGAGACAUUUUUGAUAUUUUAACGUUAGAUAUGUGCCAGCAAAUGUUUACUUUUGUGGAGGAAAAUGUCCAAGUUUGGAAAGAAGAGCUGUUUUUUACUGGUUGCAAGAAUAAUCUGUUGAGGUUAUGCAAUGAUUUAUUAAGGAGAUUAUCUCGAACCACCGCCACAGUAUUUUGCGGCAAGAUACUUUUGUUUUUGGCCAAAUUUUUUCCUUUCUCUGAAAGAUCUGGCUUAAAUAUAGUAAGUGAAUUCAACUUGGAAAAUAUAACUGAAUAUGGUACAGACUCUACAGAAGACACAGUGACGGAGAUCAAGUCAGGUGAUACGAAACAUGUCAUAGACUUUUCUUUUUAUUGUAAAUUCUGGCAACUGCAGGAUUUCUUCAGAAAUCCAAAUCAGUGCUAUGAUAAAGUACAGUGGAAAGUGUUUUGUUCUCAUUCCAUGAGCAUACUGAACACUUUUCAUGGCAUUAAACUUGAUUAUAUAACCUCGGGCCAAAAUUCCAAUGUCGGAUAUUUUGCAAAGUACCUAACCAGCCAAAAGUUGCUGGAUCUUCAGCUACACGAUGUCAGUUUUCGGCGAUCCGUGCUUCUCCAGUUCCUAAUUGUGUUUCAAUACUUGCCAUCUUCAGUGAAAUUCAAGUCUGACAGUUACGAAUUGAAAACGGACCAGAAAGAGUGGAUUCAAAGCGCCACCGAAAAGGUGUAUAACCUGUUAAAAGAAACACCGCCGGAUGGAGAAAGAUUUGCUGAAAUUAUAAAAAAUAUCCUAAAGAGGGAGGAGUUGUGGAACGUGUGGAAAAACGACGGUUGCCCCGAAAUAAAAAAAUUUCUACCCCAAAACGAUUCCGAUUUAAAGGUAAGGAGCGAUAAGGCUCACCUACUGGGCGAUAUUAUUCAGCAGUCAAAAGAACAGGGAAAGUUUUACAUGGGCAGUGGUGAAUUAACCAAACUGUGGAACUAUUGUCCCAACAAUCUCGAAGCGUGUAAAGGCAAAGAAAGGGACUUUUUGCCUUCUCUGGAGGAUUUUUUUGCGGAAGCGGUCGCCCAAAUGGAGUCGCAAACUCCGAUCCGAGACGAAGACAAUCUGCUCAAGGACAGCAACUUCGAUUGGAGAGCUUUGCGACUGUUGGCCAGGCGAAGCCCAUAUUUUUUUUCAAUUAAUUUACAGAAUAAUCCGCUUCCGAAAUAUUUAGAGAUGAUGGUGAACAAAAUCGCUCACGAAAAACCGGAUAAAAAUGUUGACGAAAAUAGUCAAGAGGCUCGCGAAAACGAACAAGAAAUGGAGGAGAAUAUAAAUUUAACGGAAAAUGCGGCGGAAGACUUGAAGCAAGACGCUAGCGAGGACUUUGUGGAUGACAAUAAUCCGAGACGGGAGAAUAAGCAUAUCAGCGAAGAACGGCUGGAGGUUAUAAUCGAGAAAAUUGCUCCCGAGUGGGAAAAAUUAGCUGUCAAAUUAGGUUAUAAAGAAGAUGAAAUUGACUGGUUCAAGAAUGCCAAUCCUACGAGGAUAGACCAAGCGAAAAAUAUAAUACAUCUGUGGUUCGAAGACGACGAAGACGCCAACCUCGACAAUCUUUUAUAUAUCUUGGAGGGUUUGGAUAUGCAGGAGGCGGCCGAAGCCGUUAAAAGUGAAAUAAGCAAUUCCGCAGACGCUAUUUGAAAGACUUUUCUAUUAUUGUAACACUAAAAAAUACAGUUUACACGAAAUUUUGAUUAUUUUUAACUUACCAACCUCUCUUUCUCAAUAUCCGGCGUGUGUGUAUGACAGGUAUACUCUAUAGUUUUUAUAGUUAUU
Molecule: messenger RNA, 2170 nt
Organism: Cylas formicarius (sweet potato weevil)
Lineage: Eukaryota; Metazoa; Arthropoda; Insecta; Coleoptera; Brentidae
Gene: Hpr1
Product: THO complex subunit 1
Exons: 7
Coding region: 92-2035 (647 amino acids)
Biological process (GO): regulation of DNA-templated transcription elongation; signal transduction; mRNA export from nucleus
Cellular component (GO): THO complex part of transcription export complex
Molecular function (GO): protein binding
Source: RefSeq, a predicted model, not a curated record